Alternaria hordeiaustralica is the source of this 1122-nucleotide messenger RNA. RefSeq lists its product as uncharacterized. Gene Ontology annotation, molecular function: chitin binding. NCBI's taxonomy places the organism in Eukaryota, Fungi, Ascomycota, Dothideomycetes, Pleosporales, Pleosporaceae. The transcript is spliced from 4 exons. The record is from RefSeq and is a predicted model, not a curated record. The coding region runs from base 1 to 1122 and encodes 373 amino acids.
AUGAAGUUUACCCUCUUCAUCCUCGCGACGCUCCUGAGCGUCACCUUCCUCGGGACGUCAGCCAAAUACGUCAAAUUCAUCAACCACUGCCCGUACAACAUCUACUUCUGGGCCGUCGGCCCCCCAGCCUCGCACAUCGAUGGCGGCGACUCCUUCCGCAGCAUGGUACCCGGCAACGGCGGCUCCGUCAUUCACCCCAUGGUCGACACGGAGAGAUUCGGCGGCGGUCUCUCGUUGAAGAUCAGGGAUCUGGAUUACUACACCCCUGGGCCUGCAGGUAUCAUUCAGGUCGAGUAUAAUCUUGAGGAAUCCAAGGGGAAGAUGUGGUAUGACCUGAGUGCUGUGGAUUGUGACUUGAACGCUGGGCCGGCAAACCCGAGGUAUUGUCCACUCAUUCGAGGUGGCGUGAAACUCUACAUCAACCCAGUACCCAACAAGAAAACCUGCCCCACUGCGUACUGCAAUGAGGAGAAGUGUGUGAACACUUAUCUUAGCCCAGGCGGGUUCGCGAAUGAGCCAAGCCUCAUGUGCUGGGCUGGUGCUGAUAUCUUUGUCGAGACUUGUACCGAUGGCCCAGGAGUCCAGACAUUCUUCGGCAAGAAGCCACAGACUGGUGAUACCGUUCACCAAGCCAUUCCUGAACGGGUUGUCCAGCCUCCUGUCACCGCUCCCAAUGGCAUGAUCGUCUCUCCAAAUGGUCAAUGCGGCGGCACAACUGGCUUCACCUGCAACGGCUCUCCGAAAGGCCCCUGCUGCAGCCCCUACGGCUACUGCGGCGACACAGCCGCUCACUGCAACCCCGGAUGUCUCCCUUCCUUCGGCUACUGCCAUGACAUAUGGCAGAUUCCUCCGAUCGGCCGCCGUGCUGCGGCCCCUGAGCCUUUCACCUAUGGUCCGGCUUAUGAGUCGUCUAUCGUCACCUCCCAGCCUUUCACCGUCGCCCCCGAGCCUUCCAUUGUUACCAAGGUUGCAAACGUCUUCACUUCGACUACCACUGCAACCGAGACCGAAGUCGAUUGUGACACGAUCAAGCAUACCGUCACGAAGGUUGUGAAGGCCACGAGGAAGCCCGGUUCGCAGUUUACGCCUCCGCCGCUGAGGAGAAGGUUUGCGGCCAUGUAG